AUGGCAACGGCAAACAACAGAGCAAAAUGUUCUAUUUGUAACAAAGCGAAUACAACGUAUGUUUGUUCAGGAUGUUCAAAAGGUUUUUGUUUUCAACAUUUAACAGAGCAUCGACAAAUUCUUGGCAACAAAUUAGAAGAAAUUGUUAGUGAUCAUGAUCAAUUUCAACAAACGAUUAUUCAAAAAAAACAAAAUCCAUUAAAUUCUUCUUUAAUUCAACAAAUUAAUCAAUGGGAAACAGAUUCAAUUGAUCAAAUUCAACAAACAGCAAAAGAAUGUCGAGAAACACUGAUGACUUUGACAGAAAAGUCGAUCAACGAUAUUGAAAACAAGUUUAUUGAAUUAUCUCAGAAAUUAAAAGGAAUUCGUGAGGAAAAUGAAUUUAAUGAUUUUGAUUUAAAUAAUUUUCAAUUACAAUUAACACAAAUUACAGAAGAAUUGAAUAAACCAUCAAAUAUUUCUAUUCGACAAGAUUCACAAGAAUUUAUUAAAAAAAUUUCAGUUAUUUCAUCACCAUUCGGAUCAAUAAAUGGACUAGUUUUUGGUAGUUUAGUAAAAUUUGGUUGCUCUGGCUCCGGUGGACAAACAACAGCAAAUACAAAUUCAGCAUUUUCAAUUGGAUCAACAAAUCAAUCGAUUUUUGGUAAUUCAUUAAAAUCUGGUUACCAUGGCUUCGGUUAA
This is a messenger RNA of Adineta steineri, 681 nucleotides long. NCBI's taxonomy places the organism in Eukaryota, Metazoa, Rotifera, Eurotatoria, Adinetida, Adinetidae. The record is from the annotation of a GenBank genome assembly.